AAAAGAUUUAACUAAAAAUGACUUUUGAAGUCUUUCGAACCUUUUCUUUGAAUUCCACAAAUACCAAAGACGACUUAGAUUAUCCCAUCAGUUCAUUUCAACUAUACACUAGUCACUGGUAAACAAAAACUAUAGUAACCAAUCUAACCUCAUUUAUUCAUGAUCACUCUCUCAUGCGUUGUUAACACAAUUCUAUUUAAUUUUAGGAAAAUCCAUAUUAAAAAAAAAAAAAAAUCUGACUAGCUGCAUCGGAAAUCAUACCAAAAUUUGUUGUGUUUAUAAAAAGGGAUAAUUGUUCAAUCGUUCAUAAAAAAAGAAUUUUUUUUUUCUUUUAACUUUGGACCGUCUCCAUCAAGGGCUGGUAGGUGGUAAUGGAGGUUGCCGCUCUCUUUCUCUAUCAAAAUCUUGCUUGAGUAUCAAAACCUUAUUCAUCUCUCUUUUCUCCCAAAGCUUUUGCAACAAAUAAAGUCUCUCUCUCUCUCUCACUCGGUUUCAUAAAGGACAUAGAGAGACAAUGAUUGAGAAGGACAGGGACAGAGAGAGAGACAAAGUAGUAUAGAUUAUUAGGACACGGUUGUCUACUUUUUCUUGUGUCUUCUCUCUCUUUCAUAUUCUUCUUCAUCAUCAUCUCAUUGUCUGAUCUUCUUUAUUUAACCCUACUCUCUUUCCUUUCUCCCAUCCUCUCUCUUAAUAUCUCUGACGUACUCUUGGGAUCUGAUCUCUUUCCGGUGGUUAUUCCCGAUGAUAACUGUCAAAUCUUUUCCAUUUGCAUAACCUCUCCUUUUAGGAUUCUCUCUCUCUCUCUCUAGUUCUGAGUACUUUAUAGUGUAUUUCAUGAAGUGUUGGAUUUUUCCAAGUACAAGAGGAAGAUUCAAUAGGAUCUAGCUAGUUAUAUACAAUAACACAAAUCCUGAGGUUUUUGAAGGGGUUGAGUUGCAUCAGCCUGUUUUAGAGUUUUUUGAGGUAUAUACCCUAUCUUCCUUUUGAAGAUUCUACUCCAUCUUUAAUCCAAUCUUUUCUCUAUGUUUUUGGGUAUUUUUAUCGUCAGAUAUUUCCACAGAUAUUUACCAUUUUAUUUUUCUUGAUAAUUGUUGAUUUUUUUAAUUAUUAGCAUAAUUAUAAUGAUCAUGAUCAUCGUCCUCUCUCGUCCUACUCAAUGUUGCUGAUGGUACAAGCUAAGCAAAAUAUCAUCUUUAAGAGACUCGAUCGUGGGCUAGGUUUUUACAUAAUAUAUUCUGCUUUUCGUUUGGUGAUUUAAUUUACAGAAUGAUUCUCUUAAAGAAUGAUCAUCAUCCUAUAGAUAUUUCUCAUACUUUUCUUUGACUUUAUUUACUGAUACUUAAAAUCCUAUUAUCAGUUAAUCUAACAUAUAUGGGCUAUUGGUAAUUAGAAAUAUGGGAAAUCAUGGUUAAUUGGAAACUAGUAGUGAUGUAAUUUUAUGUAUCCUUAUUCCAUCUUCAAGCGUCCUUUGAAUCUAUUCCCAUUUAAUGGGCUUAAUAUAUCAAGUGAUUUUCUUUUUAAAAAAAUGUAUAGAUAUGUUUCUUCUUCCCACAAACUACUACCACAUGAAUGUCUUAAAUGAUAUAUAAGCCGGAAAGAUAACCCUAAGUAGUUUCUGGCUAAGUUAAAUGAAACGAUCAUAUAUUAAACAAAAUCUUGGAAACGAAAAACUGUUUUUCUUAAUUUCCAUUGACAUUUUCCUUCUUAUUAGUUUGCCGGUGCAAAUAUUUUUUUUUUUUAUUGGUAAAUGAAGUGAGUUCGUCUAACAUUUACUUUCAUGAUCCAUAACUUAACAGUCGUUGUUUCAUAUCAUAAACAGGCUAGUCUCAAUACGUACGGAGAAAUAAAGAAAUAAAUAAUGAAUUCGUUUUCACAAGUACCUCCGGGCUUCAGAUUUCAUCCUACUGAUGAAGAACUUGUUGACUACUACUUGAGGAAAAAAGUAGCAUCGAAGAGAAUAGAAAUCGAUUUCAUCAAUGACGUUGAUCUUUACAAGAUUGAGCCAUGGGAUCUUCAAGAGUUAUGCAAGAUAGGAAACGAAGAGCAAAGCGAAUGGUACUUCUUUAGCCAUAAAGACAAGAAGUAUCCUACAGGAACUCGAACCAAUAGAGCGACGAAAGCAGGAUUCUGGAAAGCCACCGGAAGAGACAAGGCUAUAUAUAUAAGACAUAGUCUUAUCGGUAUGAGGAAGACACUUGUGUUUUACAAAGGAAGAGCCCCAAAUGGACAGAAAUCUGAUUGGAUAAUGCACGAAUAUCGCUUAGAAACAAAUGAAAAUGGAACCCCUCAGGAAGAAGGAUGGGUGGUAUGUAGGGUUUUCAAGAAGAAAUUGGCAGCGACAGUGAGGAAAAUGGGAGAUUACAAUUCAUCACCAUCGCAUUGGUACGAUGAUCAGCUCUCUUUUAUGGCCUCCGAGCUUGAUUCUAGUUCUCCACGACAGUUUCUUCCCAAUCAUUAUUAUAAUCGCCACCAUCACCAUCACCAGCAGACAUUACCUUGUGGCCUCAAUGCGUCUUCAGCUUAUGCAUUCAACAACAACAACAACCCUAACUUGCAAUGCAAGCAAGAGCUCGAGUUACAUUACAAUCACAUGGUACAACAUCAGCAACAAAACCAUCAUCUGCGUGAAUCUAUGUUCCUCCAGCUUCCUCAGCUCGAAAGCCCUACUAGUAAUUGCAACUCUAACAACAACAAUAACACAAGAAAUAUUGGUAAGUUGCAGAAAUCAUCAAAUAUCUCUCAUGAGGAACAAUUGCAACAAGGGAAUCAAAGUUUCAGCACUCUUUAUUACGAUCAAGGAGUAGAGCAAAUGACUACUGAUUGGAGAGUUUUCGAUAAAUUUGUUGCUUCACAGCUUAGCAAUGAAGAGGCUGCAGCCGAGGCUUCUACCUCUUCUCAUCAAAACAACGUCAAGAUUGACACAAGAAACCCGGUUUAUCAAGUGAUAGAUGAGGGAAUAAAUUUGCCGGAGAAUGAUUCUGAAAGGGUUGUUGAAAUGAGAGAUGAGUAUACAAAUUCUCAUGCUGCUUCUACUUCUUCGAGUUGUCAGAUUGAUCUCUGGAAAUAGUGAAAAAAGUGAAGAAGAUGAAAGAUGAAUAUAUAUGACAAUACAUGCACACUAGUGCUAUGUAGAUGAUAAUGGUCACAGUUUUAUACUUAAAGAUGGAAGGGAAAAAACAAGGAGUUAUUUCCCUGAUUUAUGGAGGUUUUGUACAUAAUAAAAACCUACAACUACAUGGUGUUAUUGUUAGGAUAUGUAUAUUUCCAUCUCUA
This is a messenger RNA of Arabidopsis lyrata subsp. lyrata, 3273 nucleotides long. Its product is annotated as NAC domain-containing protein 26. Lineage: Eukaryota; Viridiplantae; Streptophyta; Magnoliopsida; Brassicales; Brassicaceae. The coding region runs from base 1859 to 3067 and encodes 402 amino acids. The record is from RefSeq and is a predicted model, not a curated record. Gene Ontology annotation, molecular function: DNA binding. Gene Ontology annotation, biological process: regulation of DNA-templated transcription. The transcript is spliced from 3 exons.